Molecule: messenger RNA, 1528 nt
Organism: Ceutorhynchus assimilis (cabbage seed weevil)
Lineage: Eukaryota; Metazoa; Arthropoda; Insecta; Coleoptera; Curculionidae
Source: the annotation of a GenBank genome assembly
GAAAGGAGAACGAUUCGACGAUUCAACUCGAGAAACGUCACAAAAAAUACCUAAACAAGAGGCUGCUGUUUUGUUAGAAAUUAUAUUAUUAAAAAAUUCACAGAAAAAAGGCGACAAAAGCCUUAAAUUAGUUCAUUGCGAAUCUACCUUCAAAUUACUACAAGAUGGUGCUCGAAAGUACUAUGAUUUGUGUCGACAACAGUGACUACAUGCGAAAUGGGGACUUUUUGCCUACAAGACUCCAAGCACAACAGGAUGCUGUUAACUUAGUUUGUCACUCAAAAACAAGAUCUAAUCCAGAGAACAAUGUUGGACUACUCACUCUGGCAAAGGUUGAAGUCCUAGCUACUCUUACAAGUGAUGUAGGUCGAAUUUUAUCAAAACUUCAUCAAGUCCAACCAAAUGGAGACAUAAAUUUGCAUACUGGAAUAAGAAUUGCUCAUUUGGCAUUAAAGCAUCGUCAAGGCAAGAACCAUAAAAUGAGAAUUGUGGCGUUUGUUGGAAGUCCAGUGAUUAGUGAGGAAAAGGAACUUGUGAAACUUGCUAAAAAAUUGAAAAAGGAAAAAGUUAAUGUGGAUAUAGUUAGUUUUGGGGAAGACGAUGAUAAUUCCGAUGUGCUCACUACUUUUAUUAGCACUAUAAAUGGAAAGGAUGGCAGCAGCAGCCACUUAGUAACUGUCCCCCCAGGGCCCCAUCUAUCUGACGCAUUAAUUUCUUCCCCCGUUAUUCAAGGGGAAGAUGGAGCUGGUGCAGCAGGCCUUGGCGGCACCUAUGAGUUUGGUGUUGAUCCCAAUGAAGACCCAGAAUUGGCUUUGGCUUUGCGUGUUUCGAUGGAAGAACAACGCCAGCGUCAAGAAGAUGAAGCUAGAAGAGCUAGAGAAGCUGCAGGUGAAGUCGAUUCCACUGCUAAAACGGAGACAAUAAAAGAAGAGCCCAGUGAUGAAGCUAUGUUAGAAAAAGCAUUAGCCAUGUCAAUGGAAGAGGGAGCUUCCACCACUACUACUCCUGCUGCUACUACCACCACUAGAAUGCCAGUCGAUUUUGCCAAUAUGUCUGAAGACGAGCAAAUUGCUUUUGCAAUGCAAAUGUCCAUGCAAGAUGCACAAGAAUCCAUUCCCACUAAGGAAGAACCAAUGGAAGUAGAGAACGACGACGAUGAAGACUAUUCAACUGUCAUGAAUGAUCCAACAUUUUUGCAAAGUGUUCUGGAAAGUUUACCUGGGGUUGAUCCUCAAUCUGAAGCUGUUCGUCAAGCUGUUGGAAACUUAAAGGAAAAGAAAAAAGACGAAAAGUCCGAUGAUAAGGAGAAAAAGUAAAUUAAAAAAUUACUUAGAAUGUCGUUAUUAUACCCGAUUAUGGAAAUUUUUCUAUUACAAUUUAAUGAUUAUGCUUAAUAUUGAAGAAUAUACAGAACAAGAUUUCUUGGAACUAUAUUAAAGGUUUCUUUACCUUUUAAAUAUUUUCAGGUUAAUUUUGCUCUCUUUAUGUAUCUCUUUAGGUUUGAUUUCAAAUUAAAGAAAUAAUGUAA